Rhododendron vialii is the source of this 1527-nucleotide messenger RNA. Its product is annotated as actin-related protein 2/3 complex subunit 2A. Gene Ontology annotation, cellular component: Arp2/3 protein complex; actin cytoskeleton. The transcript has 10 exons. Gene Ontology annotation, molecular function: structural constituent of cytoskeleton; actin filament binding. Lineage: Eukaryota; Viridiplantae; Streptophyta; Magnoliopsida; Ericales; Ericaceae. The record is from RefSeq and is a predicted model, not a curated record. The coding region runs from base 167 to 1192 and encodes 341 amino acids. Gene Ontology annotation, biological process: Arp2/3 complex-mediated actin nucleation; actin filament polymerization.
GUUUUGAGUACAAUAAAGAAAACGGAGUAGAAUGUGAAAAGGUUAUUACCAGACCUCGGCACGUCACCUGAGACCCUGCAAUAGUCAAGCUUUCUCUCAAACUCCGACGGAGGUCCCUGGAUAGCUGGAUUUCUAGAGAGAGAGAGAGAGAGAGAGAGUUUGUGUGAUGAUACUUUUGCAGUCUCAUUCGAGGUAUCUUCUAGAGAUCUUGUCAAAUCGGGUUCAGAAUGUUGAGAAAGGUGUUGAAUUGGAUUGCAACUGGGUUGAAUUUGGUGAUAUUCGCUACCAUAUUCAGGCAUCAAUAAAGAGUCCGCAUCUCCUGCUGCUAUCUGUCUCAUUACCCACCCCGCCUCCAGAAACUGUUUUCUUUGGGGGACUUCCUCUUGGAGCCAUAGAAGCUGUAAAAGCUGCUUAUGGUCCGGUCAUACAAAUUCUUGAUCCUCCAAGAGACGGCUUUAAUCUCACCAUGAAGUUGAAUUUAACUAAACUUCCUCCAGAUGAAGAGACCAAAACUAGUCUUUUGGUAAAGAUUGCAUCUCUGAGGGAAGUAGUAAUGGGUGCCCCCUUAAGAGUAAUGCUAAAGCAUCUUGCUUCAAGGACUGUUGCUCUGGAUAUGGAUGGGCUUGUUGCCCUUGUGCAUAGGCCUACAGAGUCUUUUUUCCUUGUUACGCAGGCAGAAAAGGUUACUGUGGUGUUUCCUAUGAGAUUCAAGGAUUCCAUAGAUACUCUUCUUGCAACUUCAUUCCUGCAGGAGUUUGUGGAAGCAAGACGUACAGCUGGACUUGUCAAUGCCCCUCCUUGUUCAUGGUCUCCUUCUCCUCCCUUAGAACUAAAGGGUGCGGCUGUUGAGGUGUUGUUUGCAAAUGCUGGAUUUGUCUCUUUUGUCCUUUUCCCACGCCACGUAGAAGGCAUAAAACUUGACAAAACUGUUUGGAAUUUAUCGACGUUUCAUGCGUAUGUCAAUUAUCAUGUAAAGGUCAUACAGAUGUUUUGUUUGAUCCAAAUCUAUGGUGCAAAUUUCCAAAUAGUGCUCAGAAGGAUUCAUGCACACUCGAAUGAGGCGGCGUGUGGAGUCCCUAAUUCAGCUCUGGAUCGUGCCAAACCAGAUAAAGAGAAAGCAAAGAAAACUGGGCAAAGUAGAUCUUUCAAGCGGCUGAGCCUCAAGGAAGCCAGGAGCGGGUUGAAGUCUUGAAGUUUUGGUUGCUGUAAUCAAGGGAGAACAUAUGAAUCGGCUGGAUUUGCCAAGAUCUUUUAAAGAAGGUUCUGUUUUUGCUUGGAAGAUCACUGCAGGCAUUUGAGCCGUGUACUUGUGUUUAGAAACCACAUACAACGUGAUUUUGUAGAGCUAUACUGGGGCCACUCACGCAUUCUAAAAAUUACCCCAGUAUGGUAUUACAUCAUUUGUACUUUACUCAUCUUAUUUAGGUCAUGACCCUGUAAAUGGAGCUGCUAUUGCUUGAGCGUGUAAUGUGUUGAACGAUCUUAUCUAGCCCUAAUAUUAUUCUGAUACAUACUUCUUGCCUUAAA